CUCUGGGCAGCUCCCGCCCGGCGCGCUCAGAAGCUCUUCUGCUCCGGCUCUGGUCCCCGGGCCAUGGGGUUCCUCCGCGAGGCCGCCCUGUGUGCGGCGUGACGGGCGGCUCAGAUGGUCACCAUGGGCCAGUGCUACUACAAUGAGAGCGUCGGCUUCUUCUACAACAACAGUGGCAAGGAGCUCAGCUCCCACUGGCGGCCCAAAGAUGUGGUUGUGGUGGCACUGGGGCUGACUGUCAGCGUGCUGGUACUUCUGACCAACCUGCUGGUCAUCGCGGCCAUCGCCUCCAACCGCCGCUUCCACCAGCCCAUUUACUACCUGCUCGGCAACCUGGCCGCCGCCGACCUCUUUGCCGGGGUCGCCUAUCUCUUCCUCAUGUUCCACACAGGCCCGCGCACAGCCCGGCUCUCACUUCGGUGCUGGUUCUUGCGGCAGGGCCUGUUGGACACGAGCCUGACGGCGUCCGUGGCCACCCUUCUGGCCAUUGCCGUGGAGCGACACCGCAGUGUGAUGGCCGUGCAGCUGCACAGCAGCCUGCCCCGAGGCCGGGUCGUCAUGCUCAUCGUGGGCGUGUGGGUGGCCGCGCUGGGCCUGGGGCUGCUGCCCGCCCACUUCUGGCACUGCCUCUGCGCCCUGGACCGCUGCUCACGCAUGGCCCCCCUGCUCAGCCGCUCCUACCUGGCCGUCUGGGCCCUGUCCAGCCUGCUCGUCUUCCUGCUCAUGGUGGCCGUGUACACGCGCAUUUUCUUCUAUGUGAGGAGGCGGGUGCAACGCAUGGCAGAACAUGUCAGCUGCCACCCCCGCUACCAUGAAACCACGCUCAGCCUGGUCAAGACCGUUGUCAUCAUCCUGGGGGCAUUUGUGGUCUGCUGGACGCCGGGCCAGGUGGUGCUGCUCCUGGAUGGUCUGGACUGCAAGUCCUGCAACGUCCUGGCUGUGGAGAAAUAUUUCCUACUCUUAGCCGAGGUCAACUCGCUGGUCAACGCCGUGGUGUACUCAUGCCGAGAUGCUGAGAUGCGCCGUACCUUCCGCCAUCUCCUCUGCUGUCUGUGCCUCCGCCGGUCCACCCACAAGUCUGUUCGCUACAUGCCCUCCACCCAGACAGGCACUCGCAUCAUGCUUCCUGAGAAUGGCCAUUCCCUGAUGGACUCCACCCUUUAGCUAACCUUGGACUUCAGCGCCGUACAGCACAUGCCAGAUCGCCGCCCCUGGCCACUUGUGGAUGCUCCUGGCUCUACCCAAUCUGUGGGCCAGACUUAAAGGCAGACCCUCAGUCUGGCGUGGCAUGAAACCACUGCCCCCUACCCAGGCACACAACUGUGCGUGUCUCAGGGCCUGCAGGUCGCUGUCAUCUAAGCACCUGGUAGAGAGUUGAAUGAGGUACAGGAAUCCGGCUCUUCAGCCAUCUCAGGUUGUGGGGCUUUUUAAAGGACCUUUUUUCCUAUUUUUACUGCACGUGCCUGAUAAGCCCUAUGGACUGCUUCCUUGUCCAUGGUGGUAUGGGUAAAUAAAGGUGGGCGAGAUGAGGGCUUUCUCAGGCCACGCUGCCCAGUGCAACAGUGUAAAAAGGACGGACCAUGGGUGGCCCAUCUGCCUAAGGCUGGUUGUGUAGGGGCACAGACUGAGGAGUGCUGAGCGUGAACUGGGAAAGGUUUAUGGCCCCUUGCAGCCUCCAGGGGUCUUGCCUGUCCCCAUAAGAACUGAGGGGGUCUACAAGGAGGGUGUGAUAUAAGGAGUAAACCUUUUCGCUCUGAGGUCUCCAAAGCCUUUUCUGUUGUAAGCUUAAUCUCUCUGUCCCUAUGUCCCAGAAUUGUCUACCUCAGCUCAGGCUGAGCUGGGAUCCUUCAUCAUGGCAUCUCCUGGGCCCUGUUCCCAUUCCCCUUUGGUGUUUGCAUGGCUAUGGCUCCAUCUCUCUUGUUGUUCCCUUUUGCCUCUGUCUCCUCCACCUGUUCCCCUGCCUUCAUCUUGUCACCUGCCUCUCUGUCUCCAUCCUCUGGAACCCAGAGUGAUCUCUGGCUUGUGUGAGCCUUCCCUCUCCUGCCUGCCCCUUUGUCUGAGUCCAGAUUAAUAGGUGUGUCUAUCCCAUUGCCCAUUCCAUCACCGAGAUACAGACCUGUGGGCUAAGGGUAGUGGGCUCCAUGGACCAGAAUGCAGGAUUUUAGCACUGCCAUUUCUUAAGCUCCUCUGAUGUGCCCGGCACACUGGUAAGCAUUCUAGGUGCAUUAUUUAAUCACCACCUGCAUCUUGUGGCAUAGGUAUUAUAUAUAUUUUCAGGUGAGGACAGUGGCUCAGCGAGAUUGAGAUUUGGCCUAUGGUUACAUAGUUUCAAAAGGGCAUUAGAGAUGCAUCAAGGGACUAGAGAGGCCCCUGAGGAAAGGACUUCAGAUUUCCACAAAGUCCGGAGUUGGUCACAAGCCCAGCCUGGCUUUCCCCACUUCACGCUAUGGUCUCAGAUGUGCUAGACCCAUGAUGAGUCCCCUCUCAGAUGCUAGGCACAGAGUAAACCAGAAUCUGGAUUCUCUGCUUCCACACCUAGCCAGAAUUUGAACCCAGGCCUCCCAUCAGAAGCUGAAUUCUUAAACUAAAGCAUGCAUUGCCAAAGAACCAAAAACAUGUAGGUCUUUCUACAUUAAAUGGGGCUGGGUUUCCCUCUGGGAAAACUCUCCCUGCCCUACAUCAGCUCUGUGAGGAGGCAGGAAUAAACUGAGGUACUUCUCCAGGGUCCAAGGUGGGCAGUGUGGCUCCUUGAGCUUGGGGCCUGAAUCUCUGGAAGUGAUGACCUAGGCCAGCACCUUCUACCACAUGGGUGGGUACAUAGUCCUCGUCUCCAUGGCCGGCUGGACAGAAGCAUCACUUUGGGUGCCAAGGCAGCCAACCAUUCCUAUGCAGUGGGAACCCCCAGUGCUCUCCAAAGGUAGCUCUGUUUCACCUGCUCUGAGCUGGCUGCUCUUGCCUCAGCAUCUUCCAGGUUCUAACCCACACUCUUCUGAUCUUUGGGAUCUUGUCCCAUCAGUUUUUCCCUCUCUUGUAGGUCUCUUCUCUCCACCAUGUGACUUCAGGUUUUUGUCUCAGGUGGUCCCUGAACCCCCUCCCCGCACCACUGUUCUCUGAAAGAUGCCAAAGUUACCCACUACUUUUCAGGUCUCCUAUGUUGUGCUGCACUAGUGGCUGACCUUUUGUACAGUGUACCGACUCUGCAUGGUUCCCACAUGUUCUAGUACUUCCUGUUACUAGGGCCAUGUGUCGGGUUUCCUUCUUCAGGGAGCUUUCCCAGGUGGUUAUUACGCUAGCAUACAUCAUUCAUUUCCAUUCCCUUCGGAGUGCCUGAAUCCAAUCACACCAGCUGGUGUUUGCAUUUCCUCUCCAGCAGCAAUGGGAAGAAGAUGGGCCCUGUCCUGAAGCGUUCCCAGGAGUUUGAGGUCCCUUUAGCAGCCUGCAUCUGGAGUCUGUCCCCAGAACAAACAGGCUCUAGGAGGUCCCAUGACUUUGGAGAAGUGAUUUAUGUCCAAGAAUAAAU
Hippopotamus amphibius kiboko is the source of this 3520-nucleotide messenger RNA. It is a transcript of the gene LPAR2, whose product is annotated as lysophosphatidic acid receptor 2. The record is from RefSeq and is a predicted model, not a curated record. The transcript has 3 exons. Bases 115 to 1164 code for a protein of 349 amino acids. Gene Ontology annotation, molecular function: lysophosphatidic acid receptor activity. Lineage: Eukaryota; Metazoa; Chordata; Mammalia; Artiodactyla; Hippopotamidae. Gene Ontology annotation, biological process: G protein-coupled receptor signaling pathway. Gene Ontology annotation, cellular component: membrane.